This is a messenger RNA of Vitis riparia (riverbank grape), 2260 nucleotides long. RefSeq names its product pentatricopeptide repeat-containing protein At1g26460, mitochondrial. The transcript is spliced from 7 exons. Gene Ontology annotation, molecular function: protein binding. Bases 61 to 1911 code for a protein of 616 amino acids. Lineage: Eukaryota; Viridiplantae; Streptophyta; Magnoliopsida; Vitales; Vitaceae. The record is from RefSeq and is a predicted model, not a curated record.
UUUUUCCUUCGCUUCUGUCAGUAUUCUCGAUGAAACCUCUGAACUGAGCGGAGCUUAUCAAUGGCGUCCCAAAUGGCGAUCCUCUCCAGAGCCCGUAAAACCCUCCUCAAAACCCUAAACCACCACAAUAGUCCCUUUAAAGCUUCCAUUUCCACCUUCACAUUCCUCUCCCAGGAACCCCAACUGGCCGAGCCCAGCCUCCCCCCGUCAUCUCCCACUCCACUUCCUCCCAACCCCGCCUCAGGGAGCCCGCUCUACAACGAGAACUGGCGGAGCCCCAUCCCCCAGGCUCAGUCCAUCAUUCCUCUAGGAUUUCUGCACCAGUCCUCUUCGUCGCGGCUGCAGGCGCUGUCGCAGACGCUGGAUGUGCCGAGCCUGAUGAACGUGUUCGCCGACUGGAUGACGUCGCAGCGGUGGGCGGAUAUGAAUCAGCUGUUCGAGUUUUGGAUUAGGUCGCUUGAUAAGAAUGGGAAGCCGAAUAAGCCGGAUGUGAACUUGUAUAACCAUUACUUGAGGGCGAAGUUGAUGAUCGGCGCCUCGGCUGGGGAGCUGCUGGAUCUGGUGGCGCAGAUGGAGGACUACGCCAUCAUUCCUAAUACGGCGUCGUUUAAUUUAGUGUUGAAGGCAAUGUAUCAAGCCAGAGAGACCGAGGCCGCCGAGAAGUUGUUUCAGCGGAUGCUGCAGACAGGAAAGGAAUCUAUGCCUGAUGAUGAGUCAUAUGAAUUGGUUGUUGGUAUGCUGUUUUUGACAGACCAGAUUGAUGCUGCCUUGAGAUAUGUUGAUUUGACUUUGAAAUCUGGUUAUAUGUUGUCAAUGAGGGUUUUUGCUGAGUGUGUGAGAAGUUGUGUUAACAAAGGCAGGCUGGAUGCUUUGGUGUCUAUUAUAGAGAGGUGCAAGACAAUGGAUCAGAAUAAAGCUCUUUCUCCCUCCUGGAACAUGUGCAUCUUCAUUGCAGAUAUUGCGAUGCAAGAGGAUAAUAGCAAGUUAGCUUUUUAUGCCCUGGAAUUCAUGGCCAGAUGGAUUGCUCGGGGUGAGAAUGCAAGGGGCCCUGUUCUACUCUCUGUGGAUGAGGGGCUUGUUGUAUCAGCACUUGGAACUGCUGGUAGGACUUAUAGUUCUACUCUUCUAGAUGCAUCAUGGGCGAUCCUACGACGAUCAUUGCGUCAAAAGAAGGCACCUCAACCAGAAUCUUAUCUUGCAAAAAUAUAUGCCGAUGCAACAUUGGGGAAUUUGCAGAGAGCAUUCAGCACUCUGCAUGAGUUUGAAACCGCUUAUAGGAACUCCCCCAAAGAAGCAGAAGAGGAUAUAUUCUCACCUUUUACAUCUUUACAUCCUUUGGUAAUGGCAAGCUCCAAGAAGGGUUUUGAAACUUUGGACACGGUUUAUUUUCAAUUGGAGAAUCUGAGCCGUGCAGACCCUCCUUACAAGUCUGUUGCUGCUCUGAAUUGUGUUAUUUUAGGUUGUGCGAAUAUAUGGGACCUUGACAGGGCCUACCAGACUUUUGAGGCAAUUGGUUCUUCUUUUGGAUUGACCCCUGAUAUCCAUUCAUACAAUGCUUUGAUGUAUGCAUUUGGAAAGCUCAAGAAGACAUUUGAAGCUUCAAGGGUGUUUGAGCACUUAACCAGUCUGGGCAUAAAACCAAAUGCAAUGUCAUUUUCAUUGCUUGUGGAUGCUCAUCUCAUCAACCGAGAUCAAAAAGCUGCUCUCUCUGUGAUUGAAGAGAUGAUAAAUGCUGGAUUUGCACCAUCGAAAGAGAUACUUAAAAAGGUGAGAAGACGAUGCAUUAGGGAAAUGGACUAUGAGAGUAAUGACCAGGUGGAGUCCCUGGCGAGAAAGUUUAAGAUCCGUAUGGGCACAGAAAAUCGCAGAGACAUGCUGUUCAACCUUGCGUACAACACCGAUUAUGCUUGAUAGGUUUGCUUUUGCUUCUCUUCUCUUUGGAUCGUGGCAUUCCCAUUCAACAUUUGGCGAUGCCAACCUUGGUUUUCCCUUGAAUAUUCCUCCAUGUUUGUAAAUUACCAGAGAUUGUACUCAAUUUUGAGUCUUAGCUGGAGGAAUACUAGAGUGUAGCCUCCUAACACCUUGUUUUUGUAUUCUUUUUGCGAUUUUUGAGGAAAACUAAAGGGAUGACGCAAUGUUAAUCCAAAUCAGACACUUCAAUAUCGCCAAUAAUUUUUAGGGAUGUAGGGCCGCAUCCAUAAUAAUUAAUAUUUCCAUCCUAGGGUUUUAGGUUCAUUUUGAUUUCUGCCCUGAUGCAUAA